Molecule: messenger RNA, 3360 nt
Organism: Aedes albopictus (Asian tiger mosquito)
Lineage: Eukaryota; Metazoa; Arthropoda; Insecta; Diptera; Culicidae
Gene: meru
Exons: 7
Coding region: 1129-3141 (670 amino acids)
Source: RefSeq, a predicted model, not a curated record
UUUUCGGUUUAAUGCUUUUGACUCGCGGUGCCCGGCCCGCCAACCUACACCUUCUGGUGUGCUUUUGUUUCACAUUAUUUUUUCGCUCUUUGCCGCUUCUGCUGCGGCUUUUUUUUUUCAUUACCGCGUACCUUCUCCACCCGAGGAGCGCCAUCACGCGGACCCUGCGGUACAUAAGCCACUUAAAUAGUUUUUUAGUUGUUCGUUUGUUGUCAAGGAUACUACACAUCGCGGUUACCGAAGUAACGCAAAAUACAAAACAGUUCUAGUCGGUUCGUCCGCCCGUUCGCAAGGAUCUAGCUGGCUGGCUGGGCUGGUUGGCUCGUAUAUCGUGUGUUUGCCUCUCUAUAUCGUGUGCUGCUAGCGUGUGGCAAGUGUUUAGAUACCCUUCCUCUCCUGUCCGUCGCGACGACGUUGAGCCGUGUGUAUCCUGCCAUAAGGCUUGAUCCUUACAGCCCUUCCCCCUCGGAGGUGGUGGCACUGGUGGUGCUGGUAAGGUGGCUACGGGGGGACGUUGUACCAGCACAACACCCUUCGAACUCUCGGGACCCGCGCCAGAAAUCCCCGUGUCGUCAGCAGUGUGCCGUGCAGUGAGCGAACGAACGAGUGAGUGAGUGGGAGACUUUAAACCGCCGCCGAGCUCAUGACCAAUAAUCAUUUGAUUUUGUGAAUUACCAAGAUUUGGUUCGGAUUCCAGCUUUAAAGGAUAACGAGCGCUCAGCGGAGCCACACACGCCGCCAGGACGAACCAGGAUCACUGGUUGCGGUAUGCUUGCUGAACCGUCCGCCUGACGGACGACGACCACUUGGCAUUUCUGCGGUGGACCUCAGUGUUCAGUAGCAUGUGAAGCAGUGCUCUUCGAUUCGGUUGUGUUGAGUUUUAUUGCAAUUUAUGUUCUUUUCAGUUCCAGUUUGUUUUUUUUUCGAAAAAAAUAUUUGAUGUUUAAAAAAAUAUACAGAAGUUUUAAAAAGUCAUCUUGCGAAGAAAAGUAAAGAAAAAGUGAUUGCAAAAAAGUGGUCGAAACUUGCCCAAAACGACGAAGUGAACCUAAGUGAGCUCCAAUAAAGAACGAUCACCAGAACAAACAAAAUCCUAGGUCACGGUGCUAUGAUUUCAUCCGCCGUAAAAUGGCGCCACAAAACUCUACGCUAAUUCACGGAAACGCCGAAGCAACCUCACCCGUCUCCGCCGAAGCCGAGGAGCUCAGCAGCUACAGCCCUAUUCUACCGGCGGCAGCAAGGGCGAGUCACCGACGGCGUGCAUCACCCGGUUCCAGUUCCAGUACUGAUGAGCCAGCACCGCCACCACCUCCGCCACCGAACGUCACGAAAUCGAUCGCUUCCUUCGGGCCGUACGGUGGCUUCAGGUCGGAAGCACUGCUCGGUUGUUCUUCCCGAGGAACCAAACCCGGAACCCACCCCGCCGAGGGUACCGAAAAGGGCGCGGUAAAACGUGACUCGAGGAACCCAAUUACCUACUACCGUGAUUCGGCGAACGACACCGAUGAGGAAGAAAUACCCAUGGCGGAGCUGGGAAGUGUCAACGCAGACGACGGGGCAGUAUCCGAAGAUGAAAUCGAGAUCCCGAUAUGGAUUCGUGGUGAACCACGCUUCGUGGCAGGAAUCAAUGAUGCUACGACGUGCAACAAUAUCAUCCAAGCGCUGAUAGACGACGAACUGCAGAACGGGAACUACAAGCAAGCAGAUAUCGCAGUGUCACGUGAUGUCAGCGAUUAUGUGAUAACGGAACGCUGGCGUGAGGUAGAACAAGUACUGGCUGGCGACACACGAAUACUCUCGAUUUGGACCGCAUGGGGCGACGCCAAGAAUGAGGUUCAAUUUCGUCUGAAAAUCAAUAAAGCCAACCUGGAAAGCGCCAAAUCGAACAAGGAUUCCAAAUCAAAAAAGCAGAAGGAAAAAAUCGGUCUUAUAAAUCGAAUGAUGAGGAAAGUGCUCAAGCAAGGCGAGGCUAUCCAAAACCACCUGUCGAUGAUGAGCCAAAAAUCUACCGAAAAGCGCAACCAGGAGAAAUUCCGCAAAUACGUUAAAAAGCACUGCGGCAAAACAGUUAUCAUGGAGAAUUUUCUGGAAGAUGCGACCACGUUGUACGACAUUACCAAUCCCAGUGACGAAAGCGGCGAACAGUGCAAAUGCAAUGAUAAAUCACGUCGUAGUACAUUCCCGAGCAAACUAUUCGCCACGAAAAAAUACAAAGAACCCAAAGUGCUCAAACCCAAAUAUUACGAAUCGUCCGAUCAAAUCGAAGCUCUCAAAAACGAAGACGAGCUACUGCUGGUGAUCGAACACACAUCCGACAGUGAUAGCGGAAUAUUCACCAACAAUCAACUGGGUCGCAAAAACACCCUUCCAAAGAAGCCCAACUUUGGAUCCAUGAUCGAAAUAGAUAAGCUUGCCAAAGAACCGACCUAUGAACCGGCCCCAGAAAAUAACACACCAAAGAGAAAAUUCCGCCCGAAACGACGCUACGGUUCACUACGGAACAGAGAGGUUAACCGGCGGAAGCUGGAUUACGACAGCGAUGACGUUACGCCACCCAUAGAUGACUUUGAAAACAUUAAUCUCGAGUUGCGCAAAGGAACUUUCAACCGAACCUCGUUCCGGUUCGAUCUAAUACGCCAGGAAAUCUCCACCAAAAUGGAGGAGAUGCAACAGCUGCUAACCCAAGAGGAUGAACUGCUGCGCCGUCUGAAGCUGAAGAGUGCCAAAUUCCAGGCGGAAAAUCAAAUCUAUCGGUCGCACAUUGGGCUCGACUUUCACGUCGAACGCUUGCAGGAAUCGAUCGACACGUGCGCCAAAGAAAUCAUCGAGAUCGAGCAAGAGCUGCUGCACACAAAAGCGGAAAUAGAGGAAAAAUCGCCCCUCAUCGAUAAUUUGAAGACACUGCUGGAGGCACAGGAGGCCAAACAGUUCCGGGGCUUCUACUCGUCCUACUCGCCCUCGGGAUCCACGGCCGACAGCCUGAACGAGCGGUCCUCGUCGAACGCUUUGGGCGCAACGGCCCUACCCAGUACGGGUGCUUCUUCCAAAACCAGCUUAUCUUCCGACCACAAUUCCAAGGAAACGGAAUUUGUUGACAAUAUUUACGAAUUUUGUGAUAAUAAUCGGAGUUUUGUAGUCUAGGCCUAACAGUGUAACAGAUCACGCGGAGAUUAGCGGUGCGGUUUUAGAAAGAAAAUAGUUAUACUUAUAUCUUUAUGCCUAAGGUUUGCAACGCCGAAUACAAAAUGCUCAAAAAUGUUUACUUAUAUUUAAAAGCAUAUAUUUUACCUGUUGUUCGAUACAUUUUUAUUAUGCAUACUCAAUAAACUGUUUACUUGCAUUAUACAAAACUUACUCUUA